AAUGAGUGCCUGUAUUUAUUGCUGUCUGUUUUAAUUGAUAGCAUGUAUCAUCUAUCCACUGAGAUCAACUUAUCAGGCUUAUAAAUUAUAAGAGAAACUAUAAAUUUGGGUUGUUUAUUGGAUUCUAAUGAGCUCAAUAUAUUUAUUAGAAGAAAUAUCAUUUGGAGUAUUUUUCAUGUAUUUAUUGUAUCUAUUCCAAUAGGAUUCCAGGAUACUCAUUAUUUAAGACUCUAUAUGCUGUCUGGCUUUAUCAUGAAAAAACUUAAGGAGCUUUGCUUGUUGGCACACUUCUGAAACCACUUUUUAACAAAAUAAAAUGUAUCAUGGCUCCAUUUUAAGAGAAAUUAGAAAUUCUUGAAAAAGUCAAAUGAA
Paramecium pentaurelia is the source of this 372-nucleotide messenger RNA. The record is from the annotation of a GenBank genome assembly. Lineage: Eukaryota; Ciliophora; Oligohymenophorea; Peniculida; Parameciidae.